This is a messenger RNA of Physcomitrium patens, 5513 nucleotides long. Lineage: Eukaryota; Viridiplantae; Streptophyta; Bryopsida; Funariales; Funariaceae. The record is from RefSeq and is a predicted model, not a curated record.
UUGUUUUUGUUGUUGUUGUUGAGCUACUGGUUGCUUUUUUUAGCUCGACUCUUCCAGAGUAUGCAGGAUUCCUUUGGGGUUGUAGUUGACAGGAGGAGCAUCAUCAACAAUUUAGCGAUGACGACGGAUGCUUUGAAGAAGAGGAAUCAUGCCACCUUCAUUCGCGUAACAGUAUCAGAAUUACCGAAAGGGCAUGCAGGAGCUGUCUCGUAAUCUUUGUCUUCGCAGGCCUUGCAUCUUGUUAGUUAACGCGCCUCUGGUUACAACUACUUGGAGUUCAGUGUGAUUGAAUGGUGUGGCGUCUGGACCGGUGUUGCAGUGACGAUGAAAGCCUGCGGAACUGAAAAGGGAGAGUAGGGAGGGAAUGGAGUGGAAGGGGAGGGGAGGGGAGGAAGCUCAUCGAGAAUGUGGAAAAAAUUCUGUUGUUAGCUCGUUGGAAUGGCGCAUUUCGCUCUCCAGUUUUCGUCUUUAGAGGAGGAAGACGCGGUGUUUUGGUGCUCGGGAACAUUUUCGUACAACAUGGUGACUGUUGUAGAUCAUCGACGAGGAGUUGGAUUGUGUUGCGGCUGCGCAUCUCGUUUCGGAACACGGCUUACGUGAGGAGCGAAAAUUUACACUUUAUGAGUUCGUAGUUGGCGUUUCAAUCGAUCUUUCGACCGUUUCCCUACUCCGGAUUCUUUUUCGUUGGUCGAGUUGAGUACAGGAGAAUCAGUGGAUACGGACAGUGGUACGAUUAGUAGCCCCUCUUUGUUUAAUUUGGAUCUACAGUGCGCAAGGAUUGCCGGUUUUCUCGUUGAAUUUCAUCAUCGACUGCCAUAUGACCAUCCCUUGGACAGGGGCUUAAAGUCUUUCAAACGAGGUGGAGAUGGAGACAGUGAAGUAUAAGUGAGGUGUCGUUCUUUGUUCAAAUCAGUGAGAACAGCAACGGAGUUUUGUGCUUUUACAGGGAUGGAGUGGAAACAAUCAAUGCCUCACAGGUAGACAAGGUCAGCUCAUUUGAGAAAACAUGUGGAAAAUUUUCGCCUCUAGUAUUUAGUUAUGCAUGAGUUCCAAAUCUCCCUUUCCGUGAAGUUCUGAUUCUACAAGAGAGUUCUUUGGUACCUUGCGAUGUACUCCAAUCCUCCAGCAAGGCUCUCUGCCUCAGGCCACGUUUCGUCUACCAUGGACCCAGGGGGUAGACGAAGUCUGAAUUCUGAGCUGUGGCAUGCAUGCGCUGGAUCAUUAGUGUCUCUGCCUCCUGUUGGAAGCCGUGUUGUGUACUUCCCACAAGGUCACAUUGAGCAGGUGGCUGCAUCGACACAGAAGGAGGCUGACGUGCCCAUUCCGAACUAUCCCAGCCUCCCUUCUCGACUUUUCUGUUUACUUGACAAUGUCUCACUUCAUGCUGACCACGAAACGGACGAAGUUUAUGCCCAGAUGACUCUGCUACCUAUUCAGAAUUCUGAAAAAGAAGCCUUGCUAGCACCAGAUUCAGUAAUUCCGAAUAAGCAGCCAUCAGAGUAUUUUUGUAAGACCCUCACUGCCAGUGACACUAGUACCCACGGUGGCUUUUCAAUCCCACGGCGUGCUGCUGAGAAAGUUUUCCCUCCCCUGGAUUUUACGAAAUCUCCACCAGCCCAAGAGCUUGUUGCCCGAGAUCUUCAUGAUCAAGAUUGGCACUUCCGUCAUAUUUACAGAGGCCAGCCGCGCAGGCAUCUUCUCACAACCGGGUGGAGUGUGUUCGUCAGUAUAAAGAGACUGCAAGCAGGAGAUUCGGUCUUGUUUAUUAGGGACGAUAAAGACCAUCUCUUGUUGGGCAUAAGGCGGGCAAACAGACAACAAUCGGUUAUGCCAUCUUCAGUGCUGUCUAGUGAUAGUAUGCAUUUCGGGGUUCUUGCAGCUGCCAGCCAUGCUGCAGCUACCAGCAGCCGCUUCAAAAUUUUCUAUAAUCCGAGGCAAAGCCCUUCUGAAUUUGUCAUUCCUCUUGCAAAAUAUCAGAAGGCUUUAUACAACACACAAGUUACAUUAGGUAUGCGCUUUCGGAUGGCGUUUGAAACGGAGGAAUCGAAUGUCAGAAAAUACAUGGGCACAAUCACUUGUAUAGGGGAUCUUGAUCCUGCCAGGUGGCCUAAAUCAGAUUGGCGCUCUCUCAAGGUUGGGUGGGAUGAAUCUAUAGCUGGUGACAGACAACUCAGGGUGUCUCUUUGGGAGAUUGAACCUACACCAACACCAUUUCUACUCUGCCCUCCUCCAGUUGCCUUAAGGUCGAAACGUCCUCGUGGCAUGCAAGAAGAAGAAGAUGCUUUGGAAAUGUUGAUGAAGAAGUCACAUAUGUGGCCUCACGGGAGUGACCCAUCAGUGUCACUUAAAGUUGGUGGCUUGAGAUUGGACCCUCUUUGGAUGCGACUGCCGCAACCGAGACUUGGACCGAUGGUAUCUUCACCUCAGAGUGGGUACUAUCGCGCACUUGCAGCAGCAGCCCUACAGGAAAUUCGAAGUGUAGAUCCUCCAACCCAAUUACUACCUCAGUCAGCAUCCUCGUCUCAGCUCUUCUUUGGUCAGCCGCAGUCUCAGUCUCAACCUCAGCAACUCAUGCAGCAUAUCAAUGACAUUCCAGGCCCUCUAUUGCAGUUGACGACCAGCCAAACACAAACAGUGGAUCUAGCCAACCCUGUUGGGCCAUCUUCAAGUUACAGAGAAUCUGAUAUGCACAUGACUUCUCCAACUACUAUGUCUAACUCCCUCGCCUUACAGGGAAUGAUGAGAAGGGCUUCCACUAGUGCCACUCUUAGUUUCAGUGAAGGAAAUCAAAUCACCAGUUUGAUGCGAAAAAGUCACAAUGGAUUGCAACCCUAUGGGACAGUGCAAGGAGUGAUUCAGGCUUCUACUUCCUGGUUUUCAAAUCAAUCCGACUCCCAGGCACUCAUUUCAUCCCAGCAGUCUCGUGUGGAGGCUUCCAGUGGUGGGGUGCCCGAGUCUUAUGCUCUGCCUCAAAAUAAUGAAUCAAGUUUACAUCAAGGUCUGGGACAUCAGCUCCCUUUUGGAUUUCGCAGCAAUGAUCAGGACUCGGAUCAGCUGCAAGCUGACCGAAGCCACCUUCUUUUUGGUAUGUCUAUUGAUCAACCAUUGGGAGGCUCAAGUGUUGUUUCUCCUCAAUCUUACCGUAAAUCAAAGGAUGAUACAGGCAAUAACAUGCUGUUAACUGCAUACGGUCCACCAGUUACGCCAGAUUCUAUGAAUAAUGGCAUACUAUCAGGUGAGGGGCUGGACGGUAACGGGCUCUUUCAGCGUAAUAGUGGAUGGCCAGCAAUGCCUGUUGCAAUUCCUCCCCGCACGUUUACCAAGGUACACAAGCUUGGAUCGGUGGGGAGAUCUUUGGAUGUACGAAAUUUCUCUAAUUACACAGAACUCAGACAAGAGUUGGCGCGUAGGUUUCAAUUAGACUGCCUGAUGGAAGAUCCAUCCUCAUCAGGGUGGCAAAUUGUGUUCGUCGAUAAUGAGGAUGAUACAUUGCUUCUUGGUGAUGAUCCAUGGGAGUAACCAACUGGCUUCUUUUUGGUUUCUCUGCAGCUUUAAGCUUCUUUCCCACAAACAUUUUUUUAGGAGCAUGUAAAAUUUUGUGUCUUAAUUAUGCUCAUAUCCACAAGUCUUGGUCCGUCACGUUACCAGUUGUUUGCAGCUUAGUCAGUUUUAAAUGACUGUUGGUUUGCAAAUUUCGACUUACACUCAUGUGUGGCGUUCUUUUAUACACAGAGAAUUUGCGAAGUUUGUGAAAACGAUCAAAAUUCUCUCUCCAUCCGAAGUGGCACAGAUGAAUCAGGACCAGCUUGAGAUGUUGAACAUGGUGCCCGUGCAACACAUGCAGCAACAUGGGCUGACCAGUAGUGACUCUGGAGAAACUCACCCUCAAAGCUCCCUUCCUGAUUCUUCAAGUGGUGCGAUGGAUCACUGAACCGCAGACCAAGCUAGACAGCAGCGAUAGAGACUGACUUUCGUGUUUGCCGCACAAUUGGGAAGGAAGUUUGACUGUUCAAUUAUAUGCAUGAGGACUUAUCAAUCUCAACUCAAGCUCAUGACAUUACUGAUCUUCCGCAGUAGGCAUACAAGAACAUGAAGAUUUGUAACGGGAAAUCAUUAAUCAAAGCUUGGGCUCCAUCAGCAUCGACCAGCAUGCAGGGCCAUUUUGUGUAGUCCUGGAACAUAUAUCCUCCUGCAGAGAUCUCAACGGUCAAAGAAUGCGACCUGUCUUUGUAACACUGUAAGUCGAGUCGGUUUUAUGCAGGCACGCACGAACAAGUACAUUGGGUAGUACACAGGAGCUACUUUUGUGAGAGACGUUGUCUGAGGCUAGUGGCAUGCACAGAUUCGUGGUAGCAGCCUUAAAGCAUCCCUCUCUCUGAAUUCGAAGGCCACUUUUCUGAUGCUGGCAAGCUGCAAGUAAGUACUGUCCGAGGGGCGAGAUUUGACACCGUAGUGCCGUGUGGGAUGUUUGGUGCAACAUCGUGGCAUUCUAGGGGAUUAGUCACAAAUUACAUUCAGCUGUGAAUACGUUACUUUGAUUACCUCGUCUUCACCGUAUUUGGGACUUCCAGUUGAACCUUUUAAGGUCAGCUGAAUCUACAUGUUGCAGAAACUACAUCUACAUAUGAAACGCCGACAUCGUUUCUGCUGGAAUGGAUCGACAUCCAAGUAUGAUGAGUCGGACCCUGAUCCAACUUCGAGAUCUCUGGAAUAUAACCUUUGGUCGUCGUUGCAAUUUCUUGGAUGUUCCAUUCAAAGAUCGGUUCGUGAUGCUCAAGACCACUGCCGGCGACAGUUAGACAAGCAUUGGCUUUACUAGAUGUAUCCUGGUUGAAUAUGCAGAUCGUAAGGAAUGCGAACGAUGGUAUAUGUGUGAAGAGGCGAUGCCUUUUUCGCAUGAGAGUUUCAAGUCUCUGGUCAAGUAUGGUUGAUUAGGAUCCUCGGACCUUGAAAACUCCAUGCUACAGACGUCCUUGCCAGAGCUGAUGUUACAGUCCUCGAGGCUCGUCUUGGACACUUUCUAUGUCUUGGUCCGAAAGGAGCGUGUCUCAAAUCAGUGCCUAAAACGUCGAGGACUUUGCCACCUUUGCUCCUUAGGAUUCGAGAAUGACUGAAAGCCUUAGCAUUGUGUCUCACAUGGUAUGUGAUAACUCACAUGUUCACCGUAGUAAUUGUUCCCCCGAUGUACGUGAUAACCAGCAGCUUACGGAUCUUCAGUUGAUAGGGGAGGUCAUGAUAGCAGCGUCCUUUCACCACGCUUGUAGAUGUGGCAAUUGGGGGGUGUCCUCAUGCUGCACACGACGAUUUGAUCCUAAAUACAGCAUUUGGGUCUUCAUGAAUUUGUGCCUGAAUUUUCAGGUUCAAUAUCAAAAAUGUUAUUAGCUCUUAUUUGUGGUUCUCAUCGACCUCACAAGAUGGUGUACUAACUUCAUCUUGUAGUUUUUGGUCACUUUAGAGAGACUGCUUAACAGCAGCUGAAGGAAUUAUUGUCCAUUAUCGUGGCCACUUUGGCA